CUCAUCUCACACAUCUGCUCCUCUCAGCCCUACCCUCCAGCCUCUCGCGCCUUCUUCAGCCUUCUCACCUUCAGGAACCAUGUCUAGCAAGUCCACCGUGAGGAUCCAAAGCAGCAGCCAGCGUGGCUUCAGUGCCAGCUCAGCCAGGGUCCCUGGGGCCAGCCGCUCUGGCUUCAGCAGUGCCUCUGUGUGCCGCUCCAGGGGCAGCGGUGGCUUUGGUGGAGUGUGUGGAGGAGCUGGUUUUGGCAGCCGCAGCCUCUACAGCCUGGGGGGGGGCUCCAAGAGGAUCUCCAUCGGAGGUGGCAGCUGUGCCGUCGGUGGCGGAUAUGGUGGCAGAGUUGGAGGAGGCUUUGGCUUUGGAGGUGGAGCCGGGAGUGGAUUUGGUUUUGGCGGUGCAGCUGGUAGUGGCUUUGGGCUCGGUGGUGGAGCUGGCUUUGCUGGUGGCUAUGGGGGCGCUGGCUUCCCUGUGUGCCCCCCUGGAGGCAUCCAAGAGGUCACAGUCAACCAGAGUCUCCUCACUCCUCUGAACCUGCAAAUCGACCCCACCAUCCAGCGGGUGAGGACUGAGGAGCGGGAGCAGAUCAAGACCCUCAACAACAAGUUUGCCUCCUUCAUCGACAAGGUGCGCUUCCUGGAACAGCAGAACAAGGUCCUGGACACCAAGUGGACCCUGCUCCAGGAGCAGGGCACCAAGACCGUGAGGCAGAACCUGGAGCCCCUGUUCGAGCAGUACAUCAGCAACCUGAGGAGACAGCUGGACAGCAUUGUCGGGGAGAGAGGCCGCCUGGACUCAGAGCUGAGGAACAUGCAGGACCUGGUGGAGGACUUCAAGAACAAAUAUGAAGAUGAAAUCAACAAGCGCACUGCAGCAGAGAACGAAUUUGUGACUCUGAAGAAGGAUGUGGAUGCUGCCUACAUGAACAAGGUUGAACUGCAAGCCAGGGUAGAUGCUCUCAUGGAUGAGAUCAACUUCACAAGAGCCUUCUACGAGGCAGAGUUGGCUCAGAUGCAAACCCACAUCUCAGACACCUCUGUGGUCCUGUCCAUGGACAACAACCGUGACCUGGACUUGAACAGCAUCAUUGCUGAAGUGAAAGCCCAGUAUGAGGAGAUUGCUCAGAGGAGCCGAGCUGAGGCCGAAUCCUGGUACCAGACCAAGUAUGAGGAGCUGCAGGUCACAGCUGGCAGACACGGGGACGACCUGCGCAACACCAAGCAGGAGAUUGCUGAGAUCAACCGCAUGAUCCAGAGGCUGCGGUCUGAGAUCGACCACGUCAAGAAGCAGUGUGCCAACCUGCAGGCCGCCAUCGCUGAUGCUGAGCAGCGUGGGGAGCUGGCCCUCAAGGACGCCAAGAACAAGCUGGCCGAGCUGGAGGACGCACUGCAGAAGGCCAAGCAGGACAUGGCCAGGCUGCUCAAGGAGUACCAGGAGCUCAUGAAUGUCAAGCUGGCCCUGGACGUGGAGAUCGCCACCUACAGGAAGCUGCUGGAGGGCGAGGAGUGCAGGCUGAGUGGGGAAGGUGUUGGACCAGUCAACAUCUCCGUGGUGCAGUCCACCGUGUCCAGUGGUUAUGGCAGCGGCAGUGGUGUUGGCAGUGGCUUGGCCCUGGGUGGAGGCAGCAGCUACUCCUAUGGCAGCGGUCACGGCCUCUCAGGUGGCUUCAGUUCCGGCAGUGGCAGAGGCUUGGGGGGUGGCCUCAGCUCUGUUGGUGGCAGCAGUUCCACCGUCAGAUACACCACCACCUCAUCCUCCAGCAGGAAGAGCUACAAGCACUGAAGUCCUCCUCUUGGCUGGCCAGUCCACCUUGUCUCAGGGCCCCUGUCCAGCUUCAUGGCCCUCUCUUCUGGUUGCCUUUUGUCUCGUGCCUCAGACUUCUUUUGACCUCUGGGUUAAACUGAAGUUGUCUAGUCUUCAUUUCAUCUCUCUAUAUCUGCUGGGUCUGAGCUUUCAUUUUUCACCCUGAGAAGAUAUACAAUUAGUGCCCUGAAGACAUGCAGAUAUCUUUGUGAUGUUCCCAUCUUAUUAGCAGUUACAUCAAUCUGCCAUUACUCUGGGAAAAAAGUGACCUAUGUCCCUGUGAAGCUCAUUCUACAUCGUCUACACUCUACAGAAUGGGAAUCUUUCCUUUGAUGUCUGACUGUCCUGCUCAUUAUAACUCUACCCACGAGCUGCUCAUAGAACAAUUAAGUGACCAUUCAAUCUUGUCCCUACAUGGUAUUGGCACAACAUUGUCAUCUACAGAGUUGUAGUCCUGUGAUGUUUUUCGCUGUUUCCUUUGCUUUCUUCGGUUGUAUUCAAUAAAGCAAAUUUUUAAUACAAA
Messenger RNA from Phyllostomus hastatus (greater spear-nosed bat), 2321 nucleotides. Its product is annotated as keratin, type II cytoskeletal 6A-like. Gene Ontology annotation, cellular component: keratin filament. The record is from RefSeq and is a predicted model, not a curated record. NCBI's taxonomy places the organism in Eukaryota, Metazoa, Chordata, Mammalia, Chiroptera, Phyllostomidae. Gene Ontology annotation, biological process: keratinization; intermediate filament organization. Gene Ontology annotation, molecular function: structural constituent of skin epidermis.